AUGGUCACUAGUGGUUUGGUACAUAGACAUUUAGUUUCUGAAUGUGGCAUAGAGGUUGAUAGGGCCAAGAUAGAAUUAAUAUCUCAACUACCUAUUCCUAAGACAGUGAAGGAUAUUCGUUCUUUUCUUGGUCACGCUGGCUUGUAUCGGUGUUUCAUUCAAGACUUUAGUAGUAUUCCAAAACCAUUUUGUACUUUAUUGCAAAAUGAUACUACUUUUGUUUGGACUGAUGAGUGCCAGCAUGCUUUUGAGACCCUGAAGGAACACUUAACAGUUGCACCUAUUCAGCAAACUCCUCGAUGGGACUUGCCGUUUGAGAUUAUGACCGACACUAGUGAUUUCGCUCUUGGUGCUGUUCUUAGCCAAAGAGUGGAUAAUAAGGCUUUGGUCAUUUAUUAUGCAAGUCAAUUUGACAUCACUAUUCGAGAUAAGAAGGGAGUUGAGAAUGUGCUAGCUGAUCAUCUAUCACGACUACAGCUACCUGAUGUAUCUUCAUCCAUUCCUCCCUUGAAUGAAAAUUUUCCUGAUGAGCAUCUUUUUGCAGUGUCGCGCACUCCAUGGUUCAUGGACAUUGUGAAUUACCUUGUCACUGACCCGAUGCCAGAGCAUUGGACAACUCAGAACAAGCAUAAGUUCCUUGCAGAGGUACAAUUUUAUUACUUCAACGCUCCUUAUCUUUUUAUGUACUGUGCUGAUCAGUUGGUGCAUCGAUGUAUUCCUGAUGAUGAGUUUACCUCUGUUUUUCACUUUUGCCUUACUGGGGCAUAUAGAGUCCAUUUUGCAACUAAGAAAACUGUUACCAAAAUUUCCAAAGUGGACUCCACUGGCCUACUAUUUUUAAAGAUGUGGAGUCUUUUUACAAGGACUGCAUUCAAAACUAACUUAGUGAUGUCACCUUAUACAUCGGUUUAUGGUCGAGCUUGUCAUUUACUUGUUGAGAUUCAGUAUCAUGCUUUAUGGGCUAUUAAGCAAAUUAACUUUUCACUUGAUGCUGCCAAAGGUUUAAGAAAGCUACAGAUUUCAGAGCUUGAUGAAGUAAGAAGGGAGGCCUACGACAAUUCUCACUUGGCAAAGGAGCGAAUGAAGGCCUUGCAUGACAAAUAUCCUGUCCCUGAUCAGAAAGUGCUCAUCUAUAAUUCUAGACUAAAUCUUUUUCCCAAAAAGCUAAAAUCCAGAUGGAGUGGUUCAUACAUUGUUAAGGAGGUUCAUCCUCACGGGGAGGUAGAUAUUGUCAAUCCAAAAAAUGGCAAUAACUUUAUUGUCAAUGGACAACGUCUAAAGCCGUUUAUGACUGCUUUUGAUCCAAAUGAAGAGAUCUUACUUGUGUAA
Carya illinoinensis is the source of this 1329-nucleotide messenger RNA. RefSeq lists its product as uncharacterized. NCBI's taxonomy places the organism in Eukaryota, Viridiplantae, Streptophyta, Magnoliopsida, Fagales, Juglandaceae. The record is from RefSeq and is a predicted model, not a curated record. The coding region runs from base 1 to 1329 and encodes 442 amino acids. The transcript has 3 exons.